GGCUGCCAUAUACAUUGAGUGGCGCGCACCGCGCGUAAGCUUCGUGGUGAUUUUGGCGCGCCCAAAUAAUGCAACGAACCACACCUCUCCAGCGGUCAUCUCUCUGACCAACGAUUCGCACAUGAAGGCAAUUUGAGUUGGACCGUCACUCCAAGCUAAACUGCAAACCAAUAAAAGAUUUUAAAAAUCCCGCUUCACUUGACCUUGAUCAAUCAAUCGCUUCCGAUCAAUCACCGUACAAGCUCGAUCUUCAAGCAUCAACAACCCUCGUUAGCAUCUAGAAGCCAUCCCCGCAUCGCGACAAAUAAGGCAACAGAGUAGGGCUACAAUUAUUUUUCAUGAUGGCGAGCGCCCCAGCUGCUGCCGCGACCGCAGGAGCAGGACAGGCCGCUAGCGGCGCAGCGGCGCGGGUCGAAGACAAUGCGCCCAAGCUGUUGUGGAACACGGAAAACGUCAAGGACGUGGCCGAGUCGGUCGGGAUUCCCAACAUCAACGACGACGCGGUCCGGUGCCUGGCGCAGGAUGUGGAAUACCGCAUAGGACAGGUGCUUGUCGAGGCCCUGCGCUUCAUGCGGGCGGCCAACAGGACGACCCUGACGGUGCAGGACACGUCGCAGGCCUUCAAGGUCCUCGACGUGGAGCCGCUGUACGGGUACGACUCGACGAGGCCGCUGCGCUACGGCGAGGCGAGCUUGGGUCCGGGACAGCCUCUCUUCUACAUUGACGACGAGGAGGUCGACUUUGAGAAGCUGAUCAAUGCGCCUUUGCCCAAAGUGCCGAGGGAUAUGAGCUUUACUGCUCACUGGCUUGCCGUAGAGGGCGUCCAACCAUCAAUUCCACAGAACCCAACAACAGCAGAGUCGAGGGCACAAGAGCUGAUACCCAAGGGCCCCGGUGCCAACCCCGCCCUCAAUGCUCUUGCGGGCAACGACAACCUUGCUUUCCACCCCGCUGUUAAGCAAAUCAUUAGCAAGGAGCUGGUUCUCUACUUUGACAAGAUCCAAGCUGCAGUCCUGGAUGACACCCCAGACGAAGAAGUCGUGCGUCUGCGCAAUGCGGCUCUCGCUUCGGUCAGGAACGACCCAGGUCUGCAUCAGCUGGUUCCAUAUUUUGCCAACUUCAUCGCCAACCAGGUUACACAUCGCCUGGAUGACACCUUUACCGUACGGCAGAUGAUGGAGCUGACGGCGGCGCUGGUUGACAACUCGAACCUGUUCCUGGAUCCUUAUGCCGGUCCGCUGUCAGCACCGGUACUGACGGCACUCAUGAGCCGCAAGAUCGGCGCUAGCACAAGCACGAGCAAGCAGGAGGAGGGCAGUGGCAGCGGAAACAGCAGCAGUGUCAACCGAGAGGCGCUGCGCGAACAGUUUCUGCUUCGCGAGUUCGCCGCUAGCUUGCUCGGCAAGAUAGCAAUAAAGUACACGCGCGCUAACCGCCACCUCCGGUCCAAGCUGACUCGCACGUGCCUCAAGUACCUGCUGGACCCAACGAAGCCGGCACCGGUCCUGUUCGGUGCCCUGAACGGUCUCGCGGCUGCGGGAGGGCCGGAGGCCUUCCGGAUCCUCGUCCUGCCCAACCUGCGCGAAUUCGAUACGGGCAUGCUGCAGCCUCUACAGGAAAAGGCAGCCAACGCGGCAGGGGCGGCGGGCACCGUGGCGCAGAUCGAGUUCGAGGCGUUGGUGGGCGCCAUCGUCAAGGCAAUCAUGUCACUGGUCGAGCACGACCCGGCCGUGCCGAAUGGCGUCAAUGGGGGUACGUCGGAGAGCGAGAGCGCGGAGCUGGUCGAGUUCCUGGGCCCGAUCGUCGGUAGGAGGAUUGCAGACAAGGGAGACCACAAGCUGGUGAGGGUUGUGCUUGCGGCGAGGAAUAUCGAAUAGCCUCGAGGCAACACUUGCAGCUUUUACAGUAUUGAUGAUUGUUGGCCUACGUGGCAUGGUUUUUGCGCAUGGGCCUGGGUAUCAUUCUAGAGGGACUACUCUAUAUUUGGGCGCGCAUUUUUUCUUUCUUAGGAGCAACGGAGUUGGGGCAAGGGAAACGGAAUAUUUCUUUUUGAUUGCAUCCUUUAAUACCAAAAUCACUCUGCACAUUGUGGUAAACGCUUAGAGAAGAUAUAACUGCACAUAUGGCAAUGAAUAUCUUCAGGGCUGCCAACUUGGUCUACACCAUCGUGUGAUGUUUGGACCACAACCACGUGCAAUUAGAAACGCCGUACAUAUUUAUUGAAACUGAGUUACACAAGACCCAAUGAGCCUAACCACCCAGGGUCUUUUUCAUCCAACACGCCGCCGC
Molecule: messenger RNA, 2289 nt
Organism: Pyricularia oryzae 70-15
Lineage: Eukaryota; Fungi; Ascomycota; Sordariomycetes; Magnaporthales; Pyriculariaceae
Product: transcription initiation factor TFIID subunit 6
Exons: 2
Coding region: 339-1877 (512 amino acids)
Biological process (GO): RNA polymerase II preinitiation complex assembly; transcription initiation at RNA polymerase II promoter
Cellular component (GO): transcription factor TFIID complex; SLIK (SAGA-like) complex; SAGA complex
Molecular function (GO): transcription coactivator activity; RNA polymerase II general transcription initiation factor activity; protein heterodimerization activity
Source: RefSeq, a predicted model, not a curated record